AUGGUGCCUAUCGAUGACGAUAUGUCCUGGAGUAACUAUGUCAAAGCAGUUUUCAAUGGCACCGACUGGAAUUGCCUGGAGGUUUAUGUUCAGGCAGAGAAGCGUCCAUCUAUGGAGCCGGUUUCUUCGGAGCCACAGAGGUCCUGGACAAGGGAGCAGAGCCCUAGAGCUGGCGGUUUCGACUUCUUUCUGAGCAACAAGAGAAAUGAUUCACCAUCCUCAAGGAAGGAGCCUGAGUCGGCUUCAGAGUCAGAAUCCGACAUGAAGUCUGAAGAUGGCGAGGAUGAUGGCUUUGCCUACACAUUGCACCAGAGGGUUCUCGAGCUUGAGGACGAUCUCAAUGCUGCGAACCGGAAGCUGCUUGAUGCAAACGAAAAGCUCGAGGUUUUCGAGAAGAAGAGCUUGAGGUGCCGUUGCGAUUAUAAGGAAAACGGAAAUGGUGCCGAUCAAGCUACAAAGAUUACACAUACCGAGGGAGAUCUCACGUUGAUUAGGGAGAAGCUACAGUAUUCACAAGUGGAGAUUGACAGUCUCAAAAGGAGGCUCGAAGACGCCGCAACUUUGUCAGAAGAGCACUCUAGGCUGUUGGAACAAAACAAGGAACUGGAAUCUGAAAUUGUCAAUCUGAAGGAAGAAAUGGCUUCGGCAAGACUGUAUUUCGACGACAAACUAUCCGAGAGCAAGGCCGAGAUCAGCAAGUACAUUCAAGAGCUUACCGCCGUGUACAAGAAGCUGCUGCGGGAGAGGCUCACCAACAGAGCACAGAUGGGUAAGCUGCAAGAGACGAUCCGGAUCGCCGGUCAUGAGCUGGAGAAAGUUUCUGAAGAGAAAUCCCUAGUGGAGGAUCAUGUGAAGGAGCUGGAGGAGGCAAACGCCGAAGCCGAAAGGCGGAGGCAGGAGCUCAUCCAUGCCGCCGAAAUGCUGUUGGAGGACAAGUUCAGGCAUGAGGCUGAGAUCCUGACGAUGCAGCAGAGCAUCGAGGAUCUGAAGCCGAAAUUCGUGAGCAUCGCCAGAGAGAAGUCGCUGCUGAAACUCUGGUUCGCUGAUCUGGAGGUCGUUGUGGAUCGAGGGAGGAGCGUCGUAGUGGAGUAG
This is a messenger RNA of Triticum turgidum subsp. durum (durum wheat), 1092 nucleotides long. The record is from the annotation of a GenBank genome assembly. NCBI's taxonomy places the organism in Eukaryota, Viridiplantae, Streptophyta, Magnoliopsida, Poales, Poaceae.